Molecule: messenger RNA, 1764 nt
Organism: Olea europaea var. sylvestris
Lineage: Eukaryota; Viridiplantae; Streptophyta; Magnoliopsida; Lamiales; Oleaceae
Exons: 6
Coding region: 343-1509 (388 amino acids)
Source: RefSeq, a predicted model, not a curated record
GGACUCGAAUUCUCUAGAAGCCAGCACACAGUACUCAAAUUUUACCUUCUCUCUCAACACCUCUCCGCAUUCCCUCCUCUCUCUGUAGACAAGAUCAUUCUUCUGUUCAUCUCCUUAAAAUACUCCUCCAUUUCAGCAAAACUCACUCUUGAACAACCCUAAUAUACCCAAAAUCUUCAAUUUUAACUUACAAGUAAACCCUUUAAACCUCCAAUCGUUUUGAUAGCUUACUGUUAAAAAAAAUCUCACGCACACAUACUGAGGCAAUAAGAACUAUAAGGAGAAUUUUAUUUACGUUUCAAUUAAGUAGAAUUUUGUUGGGUUUUUACUAUUGGGUAGAAAAUGGCGGGGCGGAGAAGGAUAGGAGAGGAAAGAUUGUACUACAGUCCACCAGCGAUGAGAAAGUACAACCAGCAACAGCAGCAGCAGCAGCAAUUGAAGUCAAAGUCAAAAUCUUCACCAUUACCCGAAAGAAGAGGAAUCGGGUCGGAUUCAGACGAUGGAGCUGCUCCAUCAAAAACCAACUUGGAUCGUUUCUUGGAGCACACCACCCCUGCUGUUGUAGCUCAGCGUUUCCCUAAGUCACGUGUAAGGGGAUGGAGAAAUCGUGAUAGUGUGCUCCACUCAUACUUCAUACUAGGUGAUCUUUGGGACUCUUUCAGGGAAUGGAGUGUAUAUGGAGCCGGAGUUCCGCUGGUUCUGAAUGGGAAUGAUUCUGUUGUCCAAUAUUAUGUGCCAUACUUGUCUGCUAUGCAACUAUAUGUAGAUCCAUCAAGCUCCUUGAUGGAGAUAAGGGAACCUGCAGAGGUGAGCGAUACUGAUUCAUCCCAGGAGACAAAUAGCGAUGACAGCAGUGAAUGUGAAGCUGAUAGAGGAGCUAAUAAUACUAGGGGCACUUGGAACCAGCUGAACACCACAGGCCAAGGAUAUAACGAAGUUCCAGUGAGAAACAAGCCUUUCACGGGAUUGUCAGUGGAUGAGGGCGAUGUUAGCAACCCUCCUGGUCGUCUUAUAUUUGAGUACUUGGAGCGGGAUCUUCCAUUUUUCCGUGAACCAUUAGCUGACAAGAUUUCUAUCCUUGCAUCUCGCUUUCCUGAGCUGAGAACAUACCGAAGCUGUGAUCUGACUCAUGCAAGCUGGAUUUCUAUUGCUUGGUACCCCAUAUAUAGGAUACCCGUAGGCUCUACUCUGGAAAACAUUGAUGCCUGUUUUUUGACUUUCCAUUCCCUUGCCACAUCUGUUGGGAAUGCAGGAAACGAGAAGCCACAAUUCCAUGUUUCAACGAUGGAUGAAGGGUUGCAGGAUGCGGGCUUCUCCUCAAAGCUCUCACUACCAACUUUUGGACUCGCUUCAUACAAGUUCAAAGUUUCUGAUUGGAAUGCCGAUGGCGUCAAUGAAUGCCAGAAGUUCGAUUCUCUCUUGCGAGGUGCUGACAACUGGCUUAGGCUGUUGAAGGUCAAUCACCCCGACUACAGUUUUUUCGUGUCCCACAACUCGUACUGGAUUUGAGAUUACAACUUAAGAAAAGCUCGACAAUUGUGGUACUAGAAUAAUCGGUGUCAGUUGAUAUUCAGCCUUUUUGUUUUGAGGCUCGAUAAUUAUGACGAGCGGUAGAUUGUGUAUAUAACUUUUUGAGUAUUUAGAAGUUUACAGUUGAGUAAUAUUAACAUUUGGAGGUUAGUGUGCAUACAGUGUCUAUUCCUUUAAAGAAAGGCUUGGUUAGUGGUGUAUGACCAUAUGCCAAGGUUCUGUAUUGCGAAUUAA